AUGAAGGCAAAUCACCUUCCAAAAUCUAGUGGAAAGCCUUCCCAGAAGAGUGGCAGCAAAGCGAGGACCAAGUCCGUGUUUGGAAUGGGCACGUAUGGGAAAUCAAGCACUAAGUCAACGAAGAAGGAGCAGGUCAAGGCCACUGAGGUGAUGGCAGAAGCAGCCUAUACGGUGCCAGCCUUCAGAGAGAGGGAACCUGAAGGAAUGGAGGAAUAUCAGCGUGUGUCCUCUCGUCUUGAGAGGAAUCUGACUGCCCUACAGGAAGAGCUGCACAGCAUGAGGGUGUCCACUCAUGAGCAAGUGGUCAAUAUUGAGAUUACAAAUGAGGUGAGGGCAAUGAAGUACAUCAGGAGAGAGCUUCCUACUGAGAUUCCUAAAGCCCCAGAAUUUCUGUUGGGUCUGAGAUCUCAUACCGUCUGGGAGAAGACUCCAGUCAAGCUCUUCUGCACUGUCGCUGGCACCCCCACCCCCAUCGUCCAAUGGUAUAAGAAUGGUGUUCCUGUUGACCCUCUGAAUGCCCCUGGAAAAUACAAAAUCGAAAACAAAUAUGGAGUUCAUAGUCUGAUUAUUAGCAGAUGCACAAUAGCUGAUUCUGCUGUGUACAGCGCUGUGGCUACCAGCUCUCAGGGAAAGGGCAUCUCUAAGGCCACAGUCUGUGUGAGAAGACCAUCUGGGGCCGCAGAGAGCUCUUAUCUCCCAGGCCAAGCACCCUUGCCUUCUUCUAUCCAGCGUAGCAAGCUUGAAGUGUCCCUGUUCGAUAGAUUUGGAGUGACAUUUGGCACAGAGGGCGAGUCGUUGACUCUGGUGGCGAACAUGGUGGUGGUGCCUGACCUUCCUAAUCUGCCACCAGAGGUUAUGUGGUAUAGAGAUGAUACUCUACUGAUGCCAUCUCGAUGGGCUGAGAUGCAUGUUGGUGGGGGGGUUGCCAAGCUGACUCUUCCUCACCUGAACAAGGAUGAUGAGGGUCUGUACACUCUGCGCAUCUGGACCAAGAAAGGAACCACUGAGCACAGCGCCUACCUGUUUGUCAAGGAUGCUCCACCCACAGUAGCUGGAGCUCCAGGAGCUCCCAUGGACGUCACAGUCUCUGAUGCCAAUAAGGAUUAUGUCCUCGUCUCCUGGAAGCCUCCCAACACCACUCAUGAGUCACCCAUCACUGGUUACUUUGUGGACAGACGCAAAUCCGGAACGAAAGACUGGGUCCAGUGCAACAGCACCCCUGUGAAAUUGUGCAAGCUUCCUGUGCAUGAACUCACCGAGGGGGAGUCCUAUCACUUCCGAGUUCGGGCUGUGAACAGCGCAGGCAUCAGCCUGCCCUCCAGGAUGUCCUCUGGAGUCACUGCUGCUGAUGUAGAAAGUGAUGUGGAAGGAGUUCCAUCAGCUCCGGGUAAGGUCAUUGCUUCUAGAAACACCAAAACUUCCGCAUUUGUGUACUGGGAUCCUCCCAAACAGGGCAAAAACCUCAUGGGCUAUUAUGUGGAUUGCUCUGUGGUUGGGUCCAAAGUUUGGAGCCCCUGUAAUCACAGGCCCUACAAGCAUACCAAGUUUGUGGUCCAUGGCCUGACUCCUGGUGAUACGUAUAUAUUCCGUGUCCAGGCAGUGAAUAUCUGCGGUCUGAGUGAAGAGUCUCAGGAAUCCGCUCCACUCUUCAUUGAUUCUGCUCUCGCUGUUCCCUCUGCCCCACACGGCAUCACUCUGCUCAGCUGUGAUGGAACCUCCAUGACCCUGACCUGGAAACGCCCUAAACACACAGGUGGGAGCAGGAUCACAUCCUACUACCUGGACAAACGUGAAGCAGACUCUGUACUGUGGAAGGAGGUCAGCUCAAGACCUGCCACGAGCAGGGUUUAUAAGGUGGAGAAUCUGACUGCUGGAAAGUUCUACGAGUUUAAGGUUCAAGCUGGCAAUAUGGCUGGUGUUGGUCUGGCAUCUGAGCCCAGCGUGCCAUUUGCUUGUGAGGCCUGGACCAUGCCUGAGCCUGGUCCUGCAUAUGACGUCAGUUUCUGGGAGGUGCGAGAUGAUUCCCUCCUGGUGCAAUGGAAGGCUCCAGUAUAUGGUGGGUCCAGCCCCAUCACAGGUUACUUUUUGGAAAUGGCCAAGAAGGGAUCCUCUGAUUUUGUCGCAGUGAAUGCUGAGGCUGUGAACCAUUGUUACUUGAAGGUGACUGGUCUGGAGACAGGAGCAUCAUAUGUGUUUAAAGUACGUGCAGUUAAUGGCUCGGGUAAAGGAAAGGCCUCAGAUGUGUCUGAGGCUGUGUGUAUUAAAUCUGUGCCAGGUACAAAGGAGAUAGUAUGUGGUGUGGAUGAAGAGACUGGAGAUGUUUUCUUGUCCUUUGAGGCUUGUGAGAUAUCUGAGCACUCCAAGUUUAUUUGGUCAAAGUCCUACAAAGAAAUUGCUGAAUCCAAGAGAGUCACUGCCUCAGCUGUCGGAAGAACCUCCAAGCUGACGUUUGUAAACCCUGAGAAGGAAGAUCUGGGUCUCUACUCUGUGGCUGUGACUGAUACAGACGGAGUGUCCUCCAGUUACACCCUCAAGGAAAAGGAACUCCAAAAAAUGCUGGAGCUCAGCUACAACAUCAGACAUCCAAUUGUUCCGCUGAAGACAGAGCUGAACUACGAAGUUCUUGAGAAGGGUCAUGUGCGUUUCUGGCUGCAGGCCAAGAAACUGUCCUCUGCUGCAUCCUACAGGUUCAUCGUUAACAAUAAGGAGGUCAUUAGUGCUGAGGGUCACAAGAUCAGCCAUAAUGCUUCCACUGGAGUUAUUGAGAUGGUGAUUGAGCACUUCACCAGGGCCAACGAGGGCACAUAUACCCUUCAGAUCCAUGAUGGAAAAGCCAAGAACCAAAGCUCCCUGGUGCUUGUGGGAGAUGUCUUCAAGGCUGCACUGAAGGAGGCAGAAUUUCAGAGAAAGGAACACCACAGGAAACAAGGUGCUCAUUUCUCAGAGUACCUUUCUUUCCAUGUGGAUGAGGAGUGCACUGUUAAGCUUGUAUGCAAGUUGGCCAAUGUAAGGAAAGACACCACAUUCACCUGGUUUAAAGAAGAUGAAGAAAUCACUCUUGAUGUCGCACCCAACCCAAUGUCUGGAUCCUGUGUUCUUCCUAUCCCCUUGUUUUCCAGAAAAGACCAGGGCAUUUACAAAGCUGUACUGAGUGAUGAUCGUGGAAAGGAUACUUCUGUUUUUGACAUUUCUGGUCACGUAUUUGAGGAUAUCAUCAAUGCCAUUGCCUGCAUUUCUGGCUCUUCUGCCUCUGAACUGAUGUUGCAGUGCACACCAGAAGGCAUCAGACUGCAGUGCUAUAUGAAAUACUACACAGAGGAAAUGAAGACCAGCUGGUUCCACAAGGAAAGUAAAAUCGCCUCUUCAGAGAAGAUGAGGAUUGGCGGCACGUCUGAAAUGGCCUGGAUGCAGAUCUGUGAGCCUACUGAUCGGGAGAAGGGCCAUUACACCAUAGAAAUUCAUGACGGCAAAACUGCCCAUACCCGUUCCUUUGACCUCUCUGGACAAGCAUACAUUGAUGCCUAUGCUGAAUUCCAAAGACUCAAGGCUGCAGCAUUUGCAGAGAAAAACCGUGGCAGAGUAAUGGGUGGACUGCCAGACGUUGUCACCAUUAUGGAGCAUAAGACCCUGAGUUUGACAUGUACAGUAUGGGGUGACCCCAAGCCUGAGGUCACCUGGUUCAAGAAUGAACAGGAAGUUGUGUCUGACGACCACAAUCAGAUCUCUUUCGAGAGUGGCAAGUUUGCCAGCCUCACUAUUAAAUGUGUUACGGUGGAUGAUUCGGGCAAGUACAGCAUCAAUGUGCGGAACAAGUACGGUGGUGAGUUUGUGGAGAUCACCGUCAGUGUGUACAAGCUGGGUGAGGAGAUCCAUGAACCCAAAUUGGGACAGAUGGCAAAAUCCAUCACAGUACCCAAGUCCUCUGCACCACCCCCCUCAAAGCCCCAGACUCCUGCACCAUCCGUGAAGAGCCCUACCCCUUCCCCGUCUGUAAAAUCCCCAUCCUCACCUCCACCUCAAUCCGUAAAGUCCCCUCCCCCAACUCCCAAAUCCCCCACCCCACCUAGGAGUGCCAAGUCCCCAACUCCACCCAGAUUCAUGAGGUCCCCAACUCCCACCAAGAAGUAAACAAAAGGCUGUUACUGCCAGUAGAUGAUUUAGAUGUUGAUUAGGGUGCAUCAGUUGCCCUCACUUUUGUAAAAUCUGAUGCAUUUUUGUUUGGGUGUUCCUUUUCACCAAUAAAGACAUCCUGUAAAUUUUUUGACCAUAUUCAAAAGUCUAAUGGUGGCACCAUGAGGUUCAUUUUUUGCCAAAAAAUGCUUAUUUUAUGUUUUCGCGUAAGGUUUGAAUCACAAUGUUGGACUCCAUUUAUUGAUUUCUUGUGAGCCAGAGAUCAUGUUAAGAACCUUUGCAAGGGAUUGAGAAGCAUUAAUGUGAUUCAUAAUACAUUUGUAUUGUUUAAAAGUAGUUGAACAAUGAUUCAAUGAACAGCUAAAACUCAAAC
Molecule: messenger RNA, 4504 nt
Organism: Neoarius graeffei (lesser salmon catfish)
Lineage: Eukaryota; Metazoa; Chordata; Actinopteri; Siluriformes; Ariidae
Product: myomesin-2-like
Exons: 33
Coding region: 1-4128 (1375 amino acids)
Molecular function (GO): protein binding
Source: RefSeq, a predicted model, not a curated record